GAAAUAUCGUUUUGGCGCACGCGGAAGUAGCUCUAAUCAAUUUCCUUUUCCUAAAAAUUUUCAAAUAAUAUUUAUGUAAACUUUAGAAACAAGUUUUCCGUGUGUACAAUUUGUUUUUUAUAUUGUCAGCAUAUUCGUUGUAAAUUUCAUAGCAUAUAGUGUGACGGUGACGUUAUUUUGAUUAAUUACAAAUAUGGAAGUUACUGAUAUAAACGAUUUGUUAAAUGUUCGAGCUAUAAAGAUGGAAAAUGGUGAAAAUAGUUAUACAGAGGACACGGAGUGUGUUGAAACGUCCGACCCCCUGUCGGUUAUACCACAAUACGUCACAGAAUCAGAUCUAGGUCUCAUGCAAACCGGCACAGAAAUACUUGAAGCACCAUUAACAGUAUUCACAGAUACUCCCGAUGAAGAGGAUACAAUACAGAGCAAUGAUUCCAGCGAGGAAAUAAUAGAAGUGGUACAGCUCAUGGAUAUACGUACGAGGCUUUCACAUUUGAGAUCGAUGCUGGAAAGAAGAUUGAACACUGAUCUAUCAGACUAUACAUUCUGGUUGCAAGAUGCUAAAAUGUUGGAAAAUCACAAAACUUUAGUCGAACAAUGCAUACGUGGCACUGGUGUGGUUCAGGUAAAUAUACAAAUACGUGCCUUCCAGAAGAAAAUAAAUAUAAUGGACGUCCUCAAACCCGAUGAAGAGCUGUUACAACUACCGCAAGAAGAGGAAUGUAAGUUAUUAUUUUAUUAGUCACAAUGGUGUAAUAAAAUACGUGACUGAUUGAUGACUGUGAAAGAAAGAGAUGGAGAAGGAAAGGCAUCAGAGCCUCAAGCUGAGGUGAUUCAACCCCACGCAGCGGCGGUUAAAUGGGUCGUUGAUGCGAAUUUCCGCAAUGACCACAGCCGAGCAAGAAUACCAGAUGAUCCAGCUGAGUGGUCGGUUCAACAUGUGAAACUGUGGAUUCAAUGGGCGGUACGUCAGUUCAAUCUCCGCGGGGUAAAGUUGUCGGACUGGGCGAUACCGGGAUCGGAAUUAUGCUGUCUUUCGAACUUGUAUUUCAAAGAAAAAGUGCCAUCCGAUCCUGGGGACCUAUUUUGGACACACUUCGAAUUACUUAGGAAAUGUAAAUUUAUAGCCGUCGUUCAGAACGAUGAACAGCCAACAACAGUCAAAGACGUUCUAGACAUGCCGCAGUCCGCAAUCAAGAAGAAACCCAAACAGUUAAUAAUCCAACCGUCAAACGACGAAGAUACCUGCCCGUACGUCACGUCAAGGAACGGCAACAAUGGUCAGAUACAGCUGUGGCAAUUUCUACUGGAGUUGCUGACAAGUGCGGAAUACUUUGACGUCAUUCGAUGGCAUGGUACGGAAGGUGAAUUCAAACUCCUAGAACCGGAGAGGGUAGCUCGUCUUUGGGGAAAGCGUAAGCAUAAACCAGCCAUGAACUAUGAGAAGCUUUCGAGAGCUUUACGGUACUAUUAUGAUGGAGAUAUGAUAGCAAAAGUCGCGGGCAAGAGAUUCGUGUACAAAUUUGUAUGCGACUUACGACAGUUAUUGGGUUACGGGGCGGGUGAGCUCGCGGAGUUGGUUAAAGAGGUGUACGACGCUAAAUUGACUGAAGAAAAUAUUAAUAUAACAUAGAUAUAAUUACAUAAGAAUUAUAAAUAACAUUAUAUGUAAAUAUUUAUAUGGAUGUAAAAAAAAAGUUUACCAUAACAAGGCAUAUUAAACAGCAUCAACAGACCUAUUAGAUAACGUUAGGUUACGUUCAACAGCUCUGAAUUAGGUAGAAAGUCCAAAAAGUUAGUAUUAAUUGUAUACAUAUACCUAAACUGAACAAUAAAAAAUUAGCUAUAUACUAAAUAAUCAGUUUUAUGUUCUAUGAUGUAAUAGAUAUAGGCUUUGGCCCAAAGUAUACGGCACUCUACAACUUUCUGAAUAUUUGAAGUUUACAGAAAAAUAAAACUACUUUAGAUGACAUGAUAAAAAAUAAUG
Molecule: messenger RNA, 1987 nt
Organism: Melitaea cinxia (Glanville fritillary)
Lineage: Eukaryota; Metazoa; Arthropoda; Insecta; Lepidoptera; Nymphalidae
Gene: Ets97D
Product: DNA-binding protein Ets97D
Exons: 11
Biological process (GO): regulation of transcription by RNA polymerase II; cell differentiation
Cellular component (GO): nucleus
Molecular function (GO): sequence-specific DNA binding; DNA-binding transcription factor activity, RNA polymerase II-specific
Source: RefSeq, a predicted model, not a curated record